Messenger RNA from Ipomoea nil (Japanese morning glory), 677 nucleotides. RefSeq names its product glutaredoxin-C9-like. Lineage: Eukaryota; Viridiplantae; Streptophyta; Magnoliopsida; Solanales; Convolvulaceae. The transcript has a single exon. The record is from RefSeq and is a predicted model, not a curated record. Bases 56 to 496 code for a protein of 146 amino acids.
CCCUCUCCACUCCCCCCCACCCCCCUUUGCACCAUUCCCUCGGAAGAUAAACACUAUGCAUCGCGGCUUUCCUUCCAGACACUACUUCUCCGCCUCCUCUAGCGGCGGCAGCGGCGGCGGCGGGUCUUCGAACUCCAGCGGCGACAGCGACUACUCGCACCUUUUGUCGUCCAGGCUGGGCAGCAUGGUUGCGGAGAAUGCGAUAAUCGUGUUCGCGAGGCGCGGGUGCUGCAUGUGCCACGUGGUGCAGCGCUUGCUCUUCGGGCUGGGCGUCAACCCCACAAUUUACGCCUUCGAUGAAGAUGACGAGGCCGCCCUCAUCCACGGGCUUCUCAGGAUCGUCGCCUUCGCCGGCGAUGACGCCGUCGAACUGCCCGAGUUCCCCGCGGUUUUCAUCGGCGGAAAGCUUUUUGGUGGGCUGGAAAAGCUUAUGGCGGCUCAUAUUUCCGGCGAUUUGGUACCCCUCCUUAGAAAGGCUGGUGCCCUGUGGCUUUGACUCGGUCCUUAAUCUGCUGUUUACUCUAUUAUAUAUCCUAUCCUAUAAAAACAAGGAUGCAUCGGAUUUUAAAUUCAUUUUAUUAUUAUUAUUAUUAUCAUUAUCAUUAUGUUAUUUCCUUCCAUUUUUUUCCCCUUAAAUAAUUUAUGUCUUUGUACAUUAAUGCAAUUUUUUUUUUUUU